Messenger RNA from Trichoderma aggressivum f. europaeum, 1773 nucleotides. RefSeq lists its product as uncharacterized. The record is from RefSeq and is a predicted model, not a curated record. NCBI's taxonomy places the organism in Eukaryota, Fungi, Ascomycota, Sordariomycetes, Hypocreales, Hypocreaceae. Bases 1 to 1773 code for a protein of 590 amino acids. The transcript has a single exon.
AUGCUUGCAGACUCGACAAGCGAAAAGCAACCCCUCAUUGAGAGGGAUGUAUUGCCAAUCGACUCAACCCCUCCGCAGCAUUUUACAAAGAAUCACAACAUGCCGCAGAAAUGGCUCCUGCUGGCCAUCAUAUCUUCGAUUUUGUUCUUUUGGAGUCAAUUAGCUCCACGUGAGCCCAGUACGGCUCGCAUUGGUGAGGCUCCUCACCAAGUCCGGACGUACCCUGGGGAGCUCAUCGAAUGGACUUUGUGUGGAAAUUUAGAGGGCAGCGAUCUGGAAUGCAGCUCAAUCACUGUACCAAUGGAUCAAUUUAGCAAGGAAAAUCCGAGCAACCGUACUUUUAGUAUUCCGCUUGCACGAUUACGCGGCUCCCAAAGAGCAACCAAAAACAUCAUUGUUAAUCCGGGUGGCCCAGGAGGUAGCGGCAUAAAUUGGCUCUAUCGGAAGGGCAAGGCGACUCAGAAAAUUGCCGGUGACAACUUCCACAUUUUGUCAUUUGACCCGCGGGGCGUCAAUAACUCCCGGCCACAAGCUACUUGCUUCCCGGAUGAUGAAACUCGCAAAGCACGAUCCAUCUCACUCUCCUAUGACCCCCUCGUGGAUGGCCCAAAACUGCACCCUUGGACUAGCAACUAUGUUCAGGCGUGCUCCGAUACAAUGGGCGAGUAUGGCCCAUACAUGAAUACUCCGCAGACAGCCGCAGACAUGAAUAGCAUCCUCGAUGCAGUUGGCCAAGAGAAUAUGAUCUACUGGGGUUUUAGUUAUGGCAGCCUACUCGGACAAACUUACGCGACCCUGUUUCCAGAAAGAUCAGAGCGAGUCAUUAUUGACGGUGUUGUGAACCAAUUCUAUUGGUAUACUGAUCCCUUGGAAGGGGAUUAUGAGGACACCGAAAAGGUCUUUGAUGGAUUUUUCAACGAAUGCGUAAAGGCUUCUGACGAAUGCCCUUUGAAUGCCUUUGGUCAUACUAAAGAAGAUUUGAAGCAAAACGUUACCAAUUUUCUUCAGUCCCUGAAAGAAGACCCUAUACCGGCCUACAUCAACAGCACUGCCUUUGGGCUGAUAGAUUACAGCACGAUGUGGCUCCGUGGCAUUUUCCCUGCCUUGUAUAGACCUGCUUCUUGGUAUGAGCUUGCUGACAUCAUAUCACAACUCAUGAAUGGGAACGCAACGGCUGCGCUGCUUGCUUUCGGCCUGGAUAAAAACAGCUCGAUGGUCAUGGAGCAUGGAAUGAUUAUCCACAGCAACGACGGCGCUGCCGGAAAAUCACACUGGCCAGAGAAAAAGAACGAGCUAUUGGAAAUGCUGCAGCCUGUGUGGAAUUCAUCAUCAUUUGCUGUUACACAAAUGGAAGAAUUUUUUACCAAAGCACAGUGGCUCAUCUCAAAGGAACACUCAUUCGCACCGCGCCGAGAUGUUGAGACCUUAUACCCGCUACUCAUCCUUUCCACUACGUAUGAUCCGAUUUGUCCGCUUCACUCUGCAAAGGUAGCAAGAGAAUCAUUCGUGGGCUCACGCCUAAUCGAAAUCGAGGGAUACGGGCAUUGCUCUUCCGCGAUGCCGUCCUCGUGCCUAGUGCCACACCUGCGUGCGUUCCUUAACAAUGGCACUUUGCCAGAAAGAGAUGUGAAGUGCGGCGUUGACGGACCAUAUUUUAUUACCCCAAAUCAGAAGGAAGAAAUUCUGGCUGGCCGAUCGGAAUCCGAAUAUGGUGAUCUUCGUGCCGCUCAGUAUGAGCUCGCAAGUCCGGGAGAAUGGGCAAACUGGUUGUAA